AUGAGCAGUAGAAGAAAGAAGAUGUCCACUAAAGUGGAAAUUCCUGAGGGUAUGUCGGAAACAGACUUCAAAGAAAUAUUAACAUCGUUUGAUGUUAUUGACACUAACAAAGAUGGCAGCCUGUCUAGGGCGGAGAUGAGGGAGGCCGCUAGAGUAGCCGGGAUGAACCCCACAGACAAGGAGCUGGAGGACUGGUUUAUAGCGGCAGAUACUAACGGUGAUGGCUUAGUUAGUUUGGAGGAGUAUAUCAACAUCAUGUCGGAUAAUUAUGUUUCUGUGGACAUUGAGCAAGAAAGAAUGAAGACUGCAUUCAAAGUGAUAGACAAGAAUGGGGAUGGUAAAAUCUCCCUGCAGGAAUUCAGAACUGUUAUGUUGUUCAAUAAUGUGUUUACACAGGAGGAAGCUGAUAAGUUAUUCCAGGAAGUCGACUCCGAUGGAAAAGGAUAUCUCAAUUAUAAUGAUUUCAUCUCAAACCACAUGUAUGAUGUUCUUUUCUAA
Molecule: messenger RNA, 498 nt
Organism: Saccostrea echinata
Lineage: Eukaryota; Metazoa; Mollusca; Bivalvia; Ostreida; Ostreidae
Product: calmodulin-like
Exons: 4
Coding region: 1-498 (165 amino acids)
Molecular function (GO): calcium ion binding
Source: RefSeq, a predicted model, not a curated record